AUGCCACGCGAGCCUUUCAACGUCGUCAUUCUCGGCGCAUCAUUCGCUGGUCUUUCGGCGGCACACUACUUCUUGGACAACAUCGUCAAAAGUCUGAGCACCAUCGCCAACCCACCGAAAUACCGUGUGGUCCUCACAUCACCCUCUAGCCACUUCUACUGGAACGUUGGUGCACCGCGAGCGCUGGUCUCACCCAGUUUGAUACCUCAUUCGCAAUCCUUUGUAUCGAUAGAAGGGGGCUUCAAACAGCAUCCGUUCACGGAUUUCAGCUUUAAGCAGGGCACCGUCAUCGCAGUGGAUCCCAGCGCACGGAAUGUAACCGUCAUUCUCGCGUCCCCUACCUAUAAUCCUCGUGGCUCUACGUCAACGCGCAAGACCUCUCACGCGUCUUCUGCCAGCAAAACCCAUACAGCGUCCUCCAGAUUCAGUACUAUACAGACGGUACCAUAUCAUGCCCUCAUACUGGCGACCGGUAGCUCUGCCAUCUCGCCUCUGCUCUCCCUACACGGUCCACAUGAGAACACCAUAAAUGCUCUCAAUACAUUCCAUGACAAGGCGAAUCAAGCCAAAAGUAUCCUCAUAGUCGGUGGAGGACCUUCAGGCGUAGAAAGCGCAGGCCAGCUAGCAACCCACUUCAAAGCCGGCCCGAAGAAACUGAAGUUUCGCCCCACGCAGCCCAAGUCCAGCGAAGGGAGUGCAGAAUCCAAGCGUCUUAGUGGAGGCUCCUGGGGAUCCGGCAAGCAGUCAGCGUCCAGCCAGGAUGCGAAUCCCAAACUCAAAACUAUGACCCUCCUCUCCGGCAGCGACCGUCUCCUCCCUCGACUCUCCCCAGCCGUAAGCAAAAAAGCCGAGAAGAAGCUCAAGCGCCUGGGCGUCCACGUCGUGCACAACAUCCGACAGCUCGCCCUCUCCGAAAACCCCGACGGCACCGUGAACUGCCACAUGAACAAUGCCAUGACCAUCACCGCAGACGUGCACAUCGCCGCGACAGGCGUCGAGCCCAACACUGCAUACCUCCCGCCCGAGCUCGUCAACGGCGACGGCUACGUCGUUACAGACCCGACCUACCUCCGCGUCUACGGCGCGGGCGACAGAGUCUACGCGCUCGGCAACUGCGCGUCCUACUCCAAGAAUUGCGUCUUGGACGUCUACGACGCGCUGCCGGUGCUGAUGCACAACCUCAAGAACGAUCUACUGGCAUACGAGCUGAGGUCGGAGGCGAAGAAGGGGUUUGAGGGAACCAUCGCGGCAUUGCAGGAUCUGAGGUAUGAGCAGAAUCCGACGGAGAGCCAGCUCAUUCCGAUCACGAGGAGGGGAGGCGUUGGGGUUAUUUUUGAUGUUAAGGUGCCGAGUCCGCUGGUGCAUUGGCUUAAGGGGAGGGAUUACGGGGUUGGGAGGGCGAGGGCGGUGGUGGAGAAGGGGAAUAAUCCUUACACGCCGGGGUUGGCUAAGAAGUAG
Coniosporium apollinis CBS 100218 is the source of this 1458-nucleotide messenger RNA. RefSeq lists its product as uncharacterized. Gene Ontology annotation, molecular function: electron-transferring-flavoprotein dehydrogenase activity; flavin adenine dinucleotide binding. The coding region runs from base 1 to 1458 and encodes 485 amino acids. The transcript has a single exon. The record is from RefSeq and is a predicted model, not a curated record. Lineage: Eukaryota; Fungi; Ascomycota; Dothideomycetes. Gene Ontology annotation, cellular component: cytoplasm.